Lagopus muta (rock ptarmigan) is the source of this 3598-nucleotide messenger RNA. It is a transcript of the gene TRADD, whose product is annotated as TNFRSF1A associated via death domain. Gene Ontology annotation, biological process: extrinsic apoptotic signaling pathway; positive regulation of canonical NF-kappaB signal transduction. The record is from RefSeq and is a predicted model, not a curated record. Gene Ontology annotation, molecular function: transmembrane receptor protein tyrosine kinase adaptor activity. The transcript has 5 exons. Lineage: Eukaryota; Metazoa; Chordata; Aves; Galliformes; Phasianidae. Gene Ontology annotation, cellular component: tumor necrosis factor receptor superfamily complex. The coding region runs from base 1003 to 2256 and encodes 417 amino acids.
AAAAGGAGAUAUUUAGCAUUUACAUACAAAGUCAAACCAACGCGACUGGGUCACAAAGGGGGUCAGCACUAUUUUCAACUUGAAACUUCACCACAUUUUGAAAUUCAGCACAAAAAUAGAGGAAAUCCACUGGCCGAAUGUUUGCACACUAUUUCCAACCAAGCCUAGAAGCUGGGAAAUACUCUUCAAGUAUUAAAGAUGUUAGAUCGAGGCUUUGGGGGAAAAAAAGUGCAUUUUCCUGCAGUAAGGGCUUUGCUACUGUAAGUAAUAAAAAUGCAAGAGAAUUUUCUAGUGCUGCUGCACCGGUAUGCAAAAAGCUGAGAUAGAUUUCUCAAACUGAGUGGAAAAAAACCUCUUUGCAAGCAGAAGCUCUACACAGAAAACAGCCCCACACAUCCAUUUUUGUACCGACUGUGAAACAAAAGGCCCACAGCAGAAUGGGGCAGCUUUAUUGCAGUGACCCUUGCCUGCAAGAAGACAUGGCGGCCUGACAGAAAUGUUUUAUUACUCUUAAUCCACUCAUUAUAAGCCCCAUUUACACAAGUCUGACUUAGAAGCGGGAAAGCACAUUUUGCUUGACCUUCUGUGUGAGCUAUGAGCACUGGGACAAAGGCUGAGAUUGAUAAGCUCUGAACGGAACGGUAUUUUUCAUCCACUUUUCUAGAUUUAUUUUUCAUAGAUUAAAACCACCGCAUAAAAUCACGGACACGAGACAGCUUCUCAAUCCCUAUCGCGAGGUUUUUAAACGGCAGAGCCGCGCAGCCUUGCAAGCAUCCCCGUUCCUGGGACAGCACUGGGGACGGCCGCGUCCCAGACAGGGGACAGCCUCCGGGCCACGGAGCCAAAGCAAUGCUUCACUCCCGCGGCUUCUGCCCGAUGCCGGAGCGCUGCGACGCAAAACAGCACAGCUCAGAGCGGAACAGAAGGACGCGUUUUUUUUCAAGAAUCCGCCGCUUUGAAGCGUGACUCAUUGCCUUUCAGCGUGCGACGCGGCAGCGCAGCAUGUCUGCCACCCUCGCAGUGACAGCAGCUCUUCCCCAUCCCCUCCCCCAACGAGGAACUCAGCCCCGCUUCCUUCCUGGGAGCCCGCUGGUUGUUGUCGCUGUUUCCUCUGCCGACGAAGCCCUCACCCCUAUCCGCGCUCCAUCCGCCCGCCCUGAGCGGCUCGCACCGGGGGCUCGAGGCGGCCGAGCGCGGCACACCGCCCGCAACGCAAUCAGGGCUCCCCGUUCACCCCUUGCGGGCGGCGCCUCCCUGCGUCCGUCGCAGCCGCGCAGAGGCGGAAGCGGCGGCGGCGCCGAGGCCGGGCGGCGGCAGCGGCGGCGGCGGGAGGUGCUGAAGAUGGCAGGUAGCUCGGCUCCUUGGAUCGGCAGUGCUUACCUCUUCCUCCAGUCAACGUGCAAGACUAUCAUUCUGCCAAAUCUCUAUGAAAGCGCCCAGAAGAAGCCCUGCGUGUUCAAGGCACUGAAGCUGGCAUUAGCAGACUCCACCGGCAGCGUGAAUGGUGUGGACAUGCUCAAAGUGCACUGCAGCCACCCACACCUGAUAGUCCAGCUCAAAUUCUGCAAGCAGGAGAACUGCCGCCGCUUCCUGCAGAGUUACCGGGAAGGAUUGCUGCAGAAGUCCCUCCAGAACCACCUCCAGCUCUCCUUGGCCAUGACCACGGUGCCUCUAGAAAUGGAGCUGAAGGCUGGCAAUGAGCACCUGGACAACAUGCUGAAGGAUGAGGAUCGCUGCCUGGAGUGCAUAUACAGAGAAAAGCCUGACCGCCUGCGGGACGAGGAGAUCACAGAGCUGGAGGAACGGCUCAAGAGCCUGAUUCUUCACCAGAACAUCAACAACAACAUGCCUUCCAAGGACUGCAUGUCACUGAACUCCCCUUCUCUACCUUCUCAAGGCAGCUCCCUUUCCCCACAAGUCACAUUUCUUUUUCAGGGACAGCAGUUUGACAACAGAACGCUCACACCAGAUGACCACCAGAAAUUUGCCAAGCUUGUGUCCAAGAAGUGGAAGCAAGUGGGUCGCUCCUUGCAGAAGAACUGCCGGGCCCUGCAAGAUCCUGUCAUUGAUAACCUGGCCCACGAAUACGACAGAGACGGACUUUAUGAACAAGCCUAUCAGAUGCUUCUUCGAUUUAUCCAGUCGGAGGGGAAGAAGGCAACGAUAGCACGACUGAUUGCAGCCCUGGAAGAAAAUGGUCUCACCAGCUUGUCUGAGGAGCUCUUGGGCCUCCAUUCUAAUGAGGAUGACUCCUAGAGCCCAAAGGGUGGUGGCAUUGCUGAGGGCUUUCUUGCUUUAGUUAGUGUAUGAGACUGCUGCCAGCGUCUGGGAAUGUAAUGCCUUGAAAAUCACUGCAGGUUUAUGUGCUGAAGGGAGUGCCCUGGGCAGUUUCUGUGCUCCCAGAAGCCAACAUGGGGCUCUGAUGUUCCUUAUUUCUUUCUGUUUCCAGAAGUCGAUGUUACUUUCCUGUGAACCACUAAGACAGCCUGACUUCCUUCAGGACUGAAAUGUCACAGAGAAGCAGCCAGGCAAGUUAACGAGCCCUGGGGAAGGUGGGAAGAGGUGAAAAGCAAGGAAGGCAUCUCAGAGAAUUCCCCUGGGAAGCAAAGCCAGUGUUUCUCAGAUGUGGCCCAGGGGCCAUCACCUGGAGAACUGCAAUAUAUUGUCUCAUAUUGACAUGUAUGCCUUCGGGCUUGAAACUAUGUAAAGACGAAGGAAAAGUCAAGUUUAUAAUGUUUUCUUUCUUCUUCAAAUGAGGACCAUCUGCAGCAAGUACACCUGUCCUGCUCUACCCCGGUGUAGUUCCUUCCCACAUCUUACCACGUCCCACUGCCUUUACCAAGGGCAGUCAUCAUCUUCCACAGGGCACAAGAUUGCUGCUGUAGAAGACUUCAGGCACUGAACAAACAGUGUGGAUAAGCACAAAUUCAGAGCUCUUUCAGGACUAUGGUGUACAAUAAUGUAUUGACUGCCUCACGUCUAGCACUUCUCCCAGCCUGGAGGAGUUUGUGAAAGGAAAAACACAGUGCUGCAAGAAUAAUAUACAGCCUUAGAGUCAGCAAAUUGCCUACAGGUCACUGAUUGAACCUGCUGCUGUAUGGUGCAUUGCAGCAUCAAAUACCAGCCAGACCCCGCCGAGCAAGCCUCUCCAACCAGCUGGCUGCCAGUGCCUUCGCUCAACCUGUCCUUGGCCUGCUGAGUUCACCAGGGAUGUGUCAGGAUCUGCACAGAGCCUUUCCAAUGACAGCAGUGUUGUUGCUGUGUGACACUUGGGCAUCAGAUCCCAUGCCUGGACCUACCUGCCUUGCUUUUGAGGGCAAAAUAUUGCUUACAAGAGAAAGUACCUAAAACUCAGGGCUGAUUCCUGCUUUCAGUUCCAGUGGGACAGGCCUGCUGUCUCUUGGUGUGUUGAUGCAGGCUGCAACAGAGCAGAGCUUAUACCUUUACCUAUACCAAAGCACAGAGCAACAAGUUUCUAGCACAGCACAGGUCCCAUGAAGCACAACAACCAGUUUUGACAUAUUCCUUAUUUUUUACUGAUACUUUUUUACUUAGGUGUUAAUUCUCUUCCUCUUUGACCUUCUCAUCCAUGGGCAGG